Messenger RNA from Marchantia polymorpha subsp. ruderalis, 1421 nucleotides. Lineage: Eukaryota; Viridiplantae; Streptophyta; Marchantiopsida; Marchantiales; Marchantiaceae. The record is from the annotation of a GenBank genome assembly.
AGGAACUCCUGGGAUGCUUACAGUACUUGCAUAAUAUAGACUGUCUUAGUGGAUGAAUGUAGCUGACAUUGCUAGACGGAAGGUGAGACAGUAGGACGGACAUUCACGGGGGAACGAAUUGCGCCACGGUCGUCCACGUGUCGGUUACUGGUGAUUCAGCCCGUAGCACAAGAUAGAGAAAACAGAAGCUUCGGUAAAGUGGCGAUUUCACGAGGAUUCGCAAAUCGAUCCGGGUUUCUGAAGCAGCGCCCGCCAUGAACAUGCUGCCUCCUGUUUAGCUCGAGCGAUGCCGACUUCGAGCUUCUUGACUGGGCUGACACUGCCCAGCUCUUCGUCACUCGCACCAGCUUCAGCGCCCAUCCAAUGGGGUCGCAUCACUUGUAGCUCUAGCAAAGGAGGGGGAGCCCGUCGGAUAGACAGCCUCGCAUGGGGCUCUGCGGAAGAGUCUUCCCCUCGUCUGGCCGCCGAGGUUGAGGUCGAGGUAGAGAAAGGGAGGGUUCGAAGCAGGCGAAGCUUCUGUGGAGCAUGCCUUCUCGGGCUGGCAGCUUCACGUUUAGGGGCCCCAGGUAGCGAAGCACUGGCCUUGACGGCCACCACCAGGAGAGAAGCCAAAGAAGCGGCCAGCCCUUUCGACGAGGACCGGCUUUUGCAGCAGAAUCGACGGAUGCAAAAAUUGAAUGGCGCUCCGACUGAAUUCCCAGGAUUCAUCCGAGAAGGAUUCGACGUUAAGGUGGUCACGAAUGAUCAGUACGUCACCACGAAGACAGGGUUGAUAUAUUGUGACAUAGUCGUAGGGCAAGGCGAACCUCCACAAGAUGGGCAGCAGGUAAUCUUUCAUUACAUCGGGUACAAUGAAUCAGGGCGCAGGGUGGAUAGCAGCUACCAGCAAGGUCAGCCCGCUCGCACUCGAGUUGGUAUCAAGGGCAUGAUUCCUGGUUUCGAAGAAGGUAUCAAAAGCAUGCGAUCUGGCGGCAAGAGGAGGAUCAUCAUUCCCCCGGACCUCGGGCCCCCUGUUGGACCAUCGACCUUUUUCAGCGCCAAGCAGUUUGAGGUUUUCGAUGUAGAGCUGUUGGAUGUAAAAAGUUGUGAAAGAAGAACUGUGUUUUUGUACUCUGACGUCGUCUGCGAAUAGGUCUCAUCGAAGUUUAUCUGUAACACUUAAUUUUAGCUCUUCACAUGACGUCUCCCAUUGAGACGGGCGGAGCUACUCUUACCACGAUGAAUUGUAAGCUAUUUCAUGUUCUCUGAGACGGACCAGCUGAGAUUUUCCCUUCUUUCUUGCGUCCGGUACCUGUUUUUGUCUAUGGGCUACUGUGCCUUCAAACCCUCCACAUUGCUCGUCUUGUCUGGAACAAAUGCUUGAGGUCUUGCUGUCGUCUCGGAUUAUCUGUUAUGUGGAACCGAACUGUGGAAAUAUCUAG